AUGUUUUCUCGAAGUGAUAAGAAAGAAGAUAAUUCUAAAAGGUUUAAUGAAAAGAAAAUGCAUUCAUUGGCUGUUAUUCUAGAAACACCACAAAAGGAUUUACAAGUUCAUUUAAAUGCAAUGAGAGAUGUUGUUGAAAUGUUAGUUUGGGGAGAUAAACAUAAUACAGGGAUUAUUGAUUCAUUUCUCGAAGAUAAUUCAUUUUCAACAAUUAUUGAAAUUGUUAAAAAAGGAAAGAAAUUAGCGUUACUUCAAUUUUUACAAUGUUUUGCUAUUUUAGUUGAAAAUAUUAAGACUACCAAUUUUCUUUAUUUCUUGUUAAGUCAAAAUACUAUUGAAACAAUAUUAUCAUUCCCUAUUGAUCGUAAUGACGAAGAUUUAAUUUCUCCUUAUAUAUCAAUGCUUAAAUCUAUUUCAUUAAGACUUACAGAUGAUACUUUACAAUUCUUUUAUAAUCAUCAAAAAAAUACAUGUCCAAUAUUAAGUGAAGCAGUUUCUUUAUUAAAUCAUAAAGAUUCUAUGAUUGUUUCACAUUCAAGAAAUAUUAUUCUUCAAUUUACAGCAUUUACAAAUGACAAAGCAUUUAAUGAUUAUUAUAUGUCAUAUUCACAAAAACAUUUUUAUCCCCACCUUGCCUCAUUAAUAUUACCUCACAUUCAUUCACUUCCACAAUCACUACAAUUAUUAAUUGAUGAUAUAUAUUUCAUCUCUGAUCUUUUAACUCUUCCUCAACCUUAUCCAACAAUGUUAACAUCUUCAUUAUUUGAUAAUUUAAUUUAUCCUCAUAUUCUUCCUUCAUUUAUUUCUGCUUCAGCAACUACUCCAAAGAAAGUUGAAUCAUUACAAUUUCUUAUUCAUUUAUAUGAAUCUAAAUUCCCAACACCUUUCCUAUCACUAAUUUCACAUUGUUUAUUAAUUCCUCUUCUUCCACAAGGUCAAUACAAUAAACUUUGUGAUUAUAUAGUUAAAAUGAUUCAACAACAAAACGGAAUGGAAUUUCAUUGUCUUAUUACUUUAUUGCUUCAAAUCAUUCAAACUCCACCUGUUUCAUUAUUAAGUCGUUCAUUUCUUUCAAAUCCAUCACAAUUAUCAGCACCUGUAGCUUUAUUAUCAAUUCUUGAGGAUGAAAAUUCUGAUGUUGAUCCAUUAUUUGGAGAAGAAAGUCCUAAAUUAAAUGUUAUGGUAGAUAUUACUAUGUGUUUUCCAUGGUUAUCAAUGAAAGCUGACACUAAAUGUUUCGAAACAUUUUCACGUAUUAUGGGAGAUAAACAAUCAUUUAAUAGUGAAGGAAGUGUUUAUGAAUUUUUAAAAAAUACAAGUAAAAUUAAUAGAAUGAAAAUAAUCAAUUCAUUAGUCGAAUUUUGUAUUAAUGAUGCACAACAAUGUUUACCAUUAUGGACUUAUUCAAGAACAAUGAAAAUUAUUAAACAUAUUGGGUGGUGGGGAAAUGGUAAAUUAGAUGAUGGAUUAAAUGAAUUAAAACAAAAAGUUAUUGAAAGUUAUAAUAAAAGUGAAAAUGUUAUUUCUAAGUUAUAUCCAAGAUUAAAACUUGAUCAAUUCGAAUUACUAUGGAAUAAUAUUACUACUACAUUAGAAGAUAUUAGUGUUGAAUAUGAGUUUGGUGAUGAUAUCGAUAAAUGGAAAAAUCAACAACAUACUUUUAUUGAAAAAAAUUUUAAUAAAAAACAAAAAGCAAUGGAAAUUUAUUACAUUAUUGCUUCUUGUGUUAUUAAACGUAAAUUAUAUUUACUUUUUACUAAAGGAGAAAUUACUAAAAUUGAUUCGAUUUAUUGGGAAAUUAAAAAUGAACAACAACAAGAAUCUACUGACACUUCCUCUAACCAACAAGAAAAUCAAGUAGAAGAUAUAAAAGAUGAUGAUAUGAAAAAGAAAGAAUCUAAAGAAACCUUAAAAUAA
Molecule: messenger RNA, 1917 nt
Organism: Entamoeba dispar SAW760
Lineage: Eukaryota; Evosea; Mastigamoebida; Endamoebidae
Exons: 3
Coding region: 1-1917 (638 amino acids)
Biological process (GO): endosome to lysosome transport; regulation of autophagosome maturation; endosomal transport
Cellular component (GO): endolysosome membrane; late endosome
Source: RefSeq, a predicted model, not a curated record